ACAGUCACAGCGGAGAUUGUCGGCCAACCAGUCAAAUAAGCUCCGUACUCGUAGGCACGGCCUUCUAUAUGGCAGGUUCUCUUCGUAGCAGAACCUGACCGCUCGUUGCAAAGUGCUGCAGAUAACUUGUAUGUAAUGGAGAAAGGCUCUGAUACUUGCGCCCAGCUGAGACAUCCAAUCGUGGGGCGAUAGCGCAAUCACGUGAGCGAGCCCAAAAAUCGCCUCACCCCAACUUCUCAGUGUUCCUUUCCGCCAUGUCGACCACCACUCAGAACGAACAAACAUUCCUCAAAUUUAACACUCCUUCUACAAUCGUCGCCAAGUUUUACGACCCCCUAUACUUCCAUGACGAGUACGAUAACACUGAUCCUCUUCGCCUUGCUGCAUGGUCUGCUGCGAGCGAAGUGAGAGCAUACGAGAAACUCCAAUCCCUCCAAGGCGCUUGUAUUCCUCAGUGCCUCGGCUUCUAUGCGACGACUCUUCCUGAACAGGAGGGAAGGACCGUGUACGUCCUACUGUUGAAGUAUGUCACUGGGAAGGACCUGCGGUACCUAUGCGAGAUGGGUGACAAAAGGGAGAAGAUCGUUGCCGAUUAUCUAUGCGAGAAACAUUGCAAUGCUAUAUUUUCCACCGUCUUCCGAUUAGUUAUGGAUUUCAUCAACCUUGGUGUUACCCAUGGCGACUUGGCUCCGCGGAACAUUAUCAUCAAGACCCCAGCUCGUAGAGGGCCUUUUUGCUCCACGGAGUGCUGUCCGUCCCGGCAUGAAAUCAACGCAGAUGAUGUUCAGGCGGUGAUGGUUGACUUUGAGAGGGCCGUGUUCCAUGAUCCAAAGGAUCAGUCCCUCAUUGAUUGUUAUAGGAAGCGCUUUGUGGAUGGUGUACCCAGUGAAUACCUUUCUGACUGGUUUCGAAAUAUGUAUGAGUACCCGCAGCCAUGA
Desarmillaria tabescens is the source of this 938-nucleotide messenger RNA. RefSeq lists its product as uncharacterized. Bases 255 to 938 code for a protein of 227 amino acids. Lineage: Eukaryota; Fungi; Basidiomycota; Agaricomycetes; Agaricales; Physalacriaceae. The transcript has 2 exons. The record is from RefSeq and is a predicted model, not a curated record.